AUGUUCUCUAAACUAGGUCACUCGCCACCCAGAGGGUUCAGCGCCUGGUUGGCUCUCCCUGCCUGUCUCCUGUGCCAGAGGCUUCGAGUCCGGGGAGAGAGAGAGAUGGGGAACAGCAUGAGAUCCGCGCAGGCUCCUCCCGAGAGGCCUCUGUCUGGCCCAAGUGGACUGGAAAGUGACUUCCUCGCUGUGCUGAAUGAUUACCCAUCUCCUGAUAUCAGCCCCCCAAUAUUCCGUCGAGGGGAGAAACUACGUGUACUUUCGGAUGAAGGGGGCUGGUGGAAAGCCAUUUCUCUUAGCACUGGUCGAGAGAAUUAUAUCCCUGGAAUAUGUGUAGCCAGAGUUUACCAUGGCUGGCUGUUUGAAGGGUUGGGCAGAGACAAAGCUGAGGAGCUGCUACAGCUGCCGGACACCAAGAUGGGUUCCUUCAUGAUCAGAGAGAGUGAGACAAAGAAAGGUUUUUAUUCACUCUCAGUGAGACAUCGACAGGUGAAGCACUAUCGCAUCUUCCGUCUGCCCAACAACUGGUAUUACAUUUCCCCGAGGCUCACUUUCCAGUGUUUGGAGGACCUGGUGAACCACUAUUCUGAGGUGGCCGAUGGCCUCUGCUGCGUGUUAACCACACCCUGCCUCACUCAGAGCACAGCCACACCUGCUCAGAUGGCUCCCAACUCGCCUGUCACCUUGCGCCAGAAAACAUUCGACUGGAGGAGGGCGCGCAGACUCCGGGAGCAAUCGGACCAGGAAGGAGCAGACAACCCCCUUGGUGUGGAUGAGUCUCUUUUCAGUUAUGGACUCAGAGAAAGCAUCGCCUCAUACCUCUCCCUGACCAGUGAGGACAGUAGCUCUUUUGAUCGCAAGAAGAAAAGUGUCUCUUUAAUGUACAGUGGAAACAAGAGAAAAAGUACCUUAUUCUCCCCGCCAUACUUCGAGGACUAGCCAAGACUGGAGCUGUGGUAGGCACCCAUGAAGAGAAGUGGAGGCUCGAACUGCCCCAUGGGGUCACCAAGAGAGCCACGCUUUCCUAGUUCUGGCCAGUCUCAUGUCUUCUAGCAGCCAUGAGAAGUCACAUGGAGCCUUGAAUUUGUAUCUUCUCUACCCACAUCAUGGCUCAGGGAACUCAAUCUUCCUGGCAUCUGAUCAGGACUGGGAAGCUACACCAUGUUGACUUUUUCAGAAGGUCUCUGUGUAUGUGAAUCUUUUCUUGAUGGUAAG
This is a messenger RNA of Suncus etruscus (white-toothed pygmy shrew), 1215 nucleotides long. It is a transcript of the gene SLA, whose product is annotated as Src like adaptor. The coding region runs from base 1 to 939 and encodes 312 amino acids. The record is from RefSeq and is a predicted model, not a curated record. The transcript is spliced from 7 exons. Gene Ontology annotation, molecular function: protein binding. Lineage: Eukaryota; Metazoa; Chordata; Mammalia; Eulipotyphla; Soricidae.